Molecule: messenger RNA, 986 nt
Organism: Rhipicephalus microplus (southern cattle tick)
Lineage: Eukaryota; Metazoa; Arthropoda; Arachnida; Ixodida; Ixodidae
Molecular function (GO): neuropeptide hormone activity
Source: RefSeq, a predicted model, not a curated record
GAGAAAUAAUAAUUUUCACCGCCAGCCUGUGUGGUAACUCUCUGAAAGAAGUUCCAUUGCAGUAAAACAAGACGGAAAAGUUUUGAAUUCAUGGUACAAUGGCGGGAUAUAUGACUGCGUGUGUUCUGGCGUUAGGUGUGCUAACCUACGGCACCAUGGUUCUUACAAAUGCUGAAAAGCCUACAGGAGAAGCAGGUUCCGUUCGUACAGUUGCUUUCAAUGCAGAAGAGAGGAUUGAUGUUCGUCAGCAGGACUCCUUAGCUGAACGUACUUUCGGUAGGAUCGAAGGCCGUCAACUAGACUCGCUAGCUGGAGCCACCUUCAGCAGGACAGAAGCCCGACAACUAGACUCGCUAGCAGGAGCCACCUUCGGUAGGAGUGCGGGUCGCCAACUAGACUCGUUGGCUGGAGCGACUUUCGGUAGGAGCAAUGACCGUCAGCUCGACUCAUUAGCAGGAGCCACCUUCGGUAGGGGCGAUGCCCGUCAACUAGACUCGUUAGCAGGAGCGACCUUCGGUAGGAGCGAUGACCGUCAACUAGACUCGUUAGCAGGGGCCACCUUUGGAAGAAGUGAUGAACGUCAGCUCGACUCGUUAGCGGGGGCCACAUUCGGUAGGAGUGAUGAGUGGCAGCUCGACUCGUUAGCAGGAGCUACCUUUGGUAGGAGCGAUGACCGUCAACUAGACUCGUUAGCAGGUGCCACCUUUGGUAGAAACGAUGACCGUCAGCUCGACUCGUUAGCAGGAGCCACCUUUGGUAGGAGCGAUGACCGUCAACUAGACUCGUUAGCAGGUGCCACUUUCGGCAGAGGCAAUGAGCGUCAGCUCGAUUCGUUAGCUGGGGCUACGUUUGGCUGAAUGCCAAGUGACUGGCGGUGUCAUAAAACAAAUAAGAGGGUACCUUGAUUUCGCUUUCUACACAGCGGUUUCUCAGUUGGUGAAAUUGUGACAUGUGAGGUCUUGAAUAAAGCAGCGUAUUGAACGCUA